Paramuricea clavata is the source of this 288-nucleotide messenger RNA. The record is from the annotation of a GenBank genome assembly. NCBI's taxonomy places the organism in Eukaryota, Metazoa, Cnidaria, Anthozoa, Malacalcyonacea, Plexauridae.
CUGCGAUUUGAUUGGUUUUAUGAUCAGUCAAUUGUGCUGUUCUUCGCUGAUUGUGCUGUGGAGUUGGCUGUGGAGUUGGCUGUGGAGUUGGCUGUGGAGUUGGCUGUGGAGUUGGCUGUGGAGUUGGCUGUGGAGUUGGCUGUGGAGUUGGCUGUGGAGUUGGCUGGGGAGUUGGCUGGGGAGUUGGCUGGGGAGUUGGCUUGGGAGUUGGCAGGGGAGUUGGCUGCGGAGUUGGCUGCGGAGUUGGCUGCGGAGUUGGCCGCGCCUCUGAAGUUGAAUCCCACAUGA